This is a messenger RNA of Didymella exigua CBS 183.55, 932 nucleotides long. Its product is annotated as acyl-CoA N-acyltransferase. NCBI's taxonomy places the organism in Eukaryota, Fungi, Ascomycota, Dothideomycetes, Pleosporales, Didymellaceae. Gene Ontology annotation, molecular function: acyltransferase activity, transferring groups other than amino-acyl groups. The coding region runs from base 115 to 615 and encodes 166 amino acids. The transcript has a single exon. The record is from RefSeq and is a predicted model, not a curated record.
AAAGUUGCUGACUACCUCCCGAUUUCUCAAGACUCACACGCGGCUUACCGUUGACUUUCUCUGCUCCAGUUGCCGGACGGCGUGAGCCUACUUCAGCGCUGAUAGUAAAAAGCGAUGCCGAACACCAAUCAUACAGUCACUGUACCGUCAGGCAUUAUCCUGCAAGUAAUCAGUCCAUGCCUACCGAAGGACCGUGAGGCUUUGGCAGCAAAGGUAGCCAAGCUCGAAAAGAAGAUCUUUCCAUCGAGCGAGGCCUUUGAUUACGGUAUUGAGCUGAAGAAGAAGAACAUUGGCCUCAUUUUGGCUUCAAGGGAAGGAAGUCAGGAGGCUGUCGGCUACCUCGUGUUUCAAAGACAGAAAAGUCUGGCCUGGUUACACAAGCUGGCCACCAUCGAGCAAGAGAGGGGUAAAGGUAUCGCCAGAUGUCUCGUACAUUCCCUCUCCCACCAAAUGAAUAAGGGAGGCUGUCGAACAAUAUUUCUGUGGGUUGAUGAGGCUCGCGCUCCAGCCAGGGCUCUGUACGCGUCUUGCGGGUUCCAGCAAGUUGAGCGGCUCCCAGACUAUUACGGCCCUGGGCGAACAGCAGUCAAAAUGGAGUUGGCCAUCGUAGAAUGAGUGCAGAGACCUCGGUUUUGCGCAAUUCAUGGCUGGUCUCAAGUAUGCUGAGGUGGCAGGAUGAACCUCCCUUGCAGUCACUACCCCUCUGCUCCUUCGCGACCUUCACAUUCCUUUGCCAUCUCUCCACCAGCACGUAAGGCGGACGGUACCGCGACGCGACCACGCGUUCAAGCGCGACGACGAAUUCCACGGCUCGGAAAGAGAUGGCUGUCAGUGACGAAAGGCCUUCAACAUGUCUGCUCCCAAGAUCUACACUCACUUCUGCGACGACCGACACCUGUGACUUGUUGCUAUGGCAGCGUCACUAUUGUAAG